UAGACCCAUUGUGGCAGGUCUGUAAUUCUUGCUCUGUCUCCCCCCAGGCCAGGAUCAUGCCCCCGCUGCUUCUUGGAGCCAUGAAAUCCCUGAUUUCUUGGGUCUCUGUCCGGCAAGUACUCUUGAUCUUCCUGUACCUGCUGACCAUCCUGGGCAUCACCUUCUUCCUACAGCUGCAGAGCCAGUCCCCCCACCAGGGGCAGAGGAUCCCUUCUCCAAGUGACCCACAGCAACUCUCACCCACAGAUCAGGGCAUAUGGACUGUGAACUCCGCUGGGCGCCUGGGGAACCAGAUGGGGGAAUAUGCCACCCUCUACGCCCUGGCCAAGAUUAACGGGUACCAGGCCUACAUCCUCCCGGAGAUGCACCAGCAGCUGGCGCCAUUCUUCCGCAUCACCCUGCCCGUGCUCUCCAGCGACGUGGUCCAGAACAUCCCAUGGAAGGAUUAUGAGCUCCAUGACUGGAUGUCGGAGGAGUACAGGCACAUCGAGGGGAAAUACGUCCGGCUGACGGGCUACCCCUGCUCCUGGACCUUCUACCACCACCUCCGGCAGGAGAUCCUCCAGGAAUUCUCCUUCCACGACCAAGUCAAGGAGGAGGCCAAUCGGUACCUGGCCGGGCUGCGUGGACAGCACCAGAAUGUGACCUACGUGGGCAUCCACGUCCGGAGGGGGGACUACGUCCAGGUGAUGCCCCAGGUCUGGAAGGGGGUGGUGGCGGACAAGGCCUACCUGGAGAAGGCCAUGGGCUAUUUCCGGGCCAAGUACCAGGAGCCGAUCUUCGUGGUGACCAGCAACGGGAUGGAGUGGUGCCGGGAGAACAUCGACGCCUCGCGGGGGGACGUGUAUUUCUCGGGGGAUGGGAAGGAGUCGUCGCCGGGUAGGGACUUUGCUCUCUUGGCCCAUUGCAACCACACGAUCAUGACCAUCGGGACCUUCGGCAUCUGGGCUGGUUACCUGGCUGGGGGGGAGACUGUCUACUUGGCCAACUACACCCUCCCCGACUCUCCCUUCCUCAAGAUCUUCAAGCCUGAGGCCGCCUUCCUGCCUGAGUGGAUCGGGAUCAACGCCGACCUCUCCGCCCUGCUCAGUGGGAUAUCUGGCUAAAGUAGCUCAGCCUCCCGGGUGGGCUGCACUGGUGAGAUCGACGGAGAUUGGAGCUGGGCUGGCAGGGUUCAGAGCCCAUACAGAGGAGCCAAUGACCUACAUCGGAUGACUUCUCAUAGGAGCGUCCAGAGUGAUGGGGCUAACCAGGGCUGGUGGAAGCACUAGGCAGGUUAGGCAGCCGCCUAGGGUGCCGAGAUCUGAGGGGUGCUGAGAAGCCAGUGCCUAAAAAUAGAUGCAGGCUC
Chelonoidis abingdonii (Abingdon island giant tortoise) is the source of this 1348-nucleotide messenger RNA. Its product is annotated as galactoside alpha-(1,2)-fucosyltransferase 2-like. The record is from RefSeq and is a predicted model, not a curated record. Gene Ontology annotation, molecular function: galactoside 2-alpha-L-fucosyltransferase activity. NCBI's taxonomy places the organism in Eukaryota, Metazoa, Chordata, Testudines, Testudinidae. Gene Ontology annotation, cellular component: membrane. Gene Ontology annotation, biological process: carbohydrate metabolic process.